AUGAAUUCCAAUUUAGCUGAAUCAGUACCAAUCUCAACGAAAAAUAAAGUCGGUCGACGCGUGUCCAAGCAAAGUAUAUGUUUGGUGUGUGGUGAUGUCGCUCGAAUUAUCAACUACGGUGCACUUUGUUGCCAGGCGUGCAAAACCUUCUUCCGUCGAAACGUGUCGCAUGGAAAACAAGUAUGUCGAUAUAAUGGAUGUUGCGAAAUAACGAAAUUUACACGAUUGGGUUGUACAGCUUGUCGAUUGAAGAAAUGCUUUGCUUGUGGAAUGAAUCCCGAAUUCAUACGUGUAACAGACCAACAUACAAAUCAUACACCAGUGAAACGACAAAACAAGGAAACUAAUGAUGAUGAUGUUGAUGUCAAUAAUGCGAAAAAGCCGAACAUAGACCCAUCUCCUCCGAAAUUGCAAACUCUCGAUCUAUUGGAAAGUGAUCGUUCAUCUUUAAGUCACUUCGAAUGGACAUUGCUUUCCAAUGUUAUUCAUGCUUACGAUAGAUUCGAAGCUUCAUCGAAUAUAUCCACUAGUACGAACUAUUUAGUUCACUUACCAGCUGAAACUCUAUUUCGCAAUACCCAUACAUAUAAUCUAUUCAAAACGUAUUACACAACAGCACAAUUGUUUGUUGCAUCGUCAGCCGAUUACAAAAUUCUGACUUCCGCUGAGCAAUGUUCAUUAUUAAAACGGAAUUUAAAUGGUCUCUUUAUAUUCUGCGCUGAGGUCGUUUGUCGAGACUUAAAAAUGCUUGAACAUCCUGUCUGGUUCAAUACCUUAACUUACACCUUAGGGUCUGUUAUGGUCGGACGAAAAAGGUAUCUUAACAAGAAGCUUGAACAUGAUAAUACGCUGAUUAAAUUAAUGCUGAUUAUUCUUGCGUUCUCUUCCAAUUGUUGCAUGUUAGACGAACGAGAUGGCAUAUUUCAAGAUCAUCUACUUAUCGGAACGUUUCGUUUAUUCGGCAGUCAAAACGUAUUCGUUGAAAUUCUUUGGAAAUAUAUGCUCUAUCGGUACGGCUACCGAGAUACAGUGCGUCGAUUUUCGGGAUUAGUCAAGCAAACGCUCGAUCUCAUAUCGCUAGUUGUCAAUAUGUAUCGGAGUGACCGAAUGCAUCAAUACUUUCUCGAUGAAGCAAUCAAAUUAGCAACAUCAUCGGUAAAAAUUGGUGAAAACGAUUCUAUUCCCCUAUGGGGCAAAACUCCGCUUGACUCGAUUGAAUCAACUCCAAUGACUUUUGGAUAUUAUUGUACAUAA
Molecule: messenger RNA, 1254 nt
Organism: Adineta ricciae
Lineage: Eukaryota; Metazoa; Rotifera; Eurotatoria; Adinetida; Adinetidae
Source: the annotation of a GenBank genome assembly